Messenger RNA from Beauveria bassiana ARSEF 2860, 966 nucleotides. RefSeq names its product 3-alpha-(or 20-beta)-hydroxysteroid dehydrogenase. Bases 1 to 966 code for a protein of 321 amino acids. NCBI's taxonomy places the organism in Eukaryota, Fungi, Ascomycota, Sordariomycetes, Hypocreales, Cordycipitaceae. The record is from RefSeq and is a predicted model, not a curated record. The transcript has 2 exons.
AUGUCCGUCGCGCUGGCCAGGAUUCGACAUUCUUGGUCCCGAAAAAGAAUACCAGAACUGACAAGAACAAAAAAUGCGCGUGAUUCAUCGGAUUCUGCAGCCACGGAACCAGCAACCGUCCACAGCAUUACGGCCCAGCCGCAGAGCCUCUCCACUACAUCACCGCAAGUCAACAUGCAGCCGGCCGACGAGCAGGCCAUAAAACACUACCAACCCUUCCGAGGCCGCGUUUUUGCCAUCACUGGUGGCGCCAGCGGCAUCGGCUUCGCGACAGCCAAGAUCCUCGCCCAGCGCGGCGCCACCGUGUGUGUAGCUGACGUCGAUACAGAUGCGAUGAAAGCUGCCGCAGACUACUUCGCCGGCCAGGGUGUGGACUGUGAUGUUGAUCGCGUGGAUGUUUCAAAACGUGCACAAGUUGAUUCCUGGAUUAUGGGCAUCGUGGCCAAACAUGGGCGGCUCGAUGGCGCGGCCAAUGUAGCGGGCGUCAUUGGAAAAUGCCACGGCAUUGCGACGGUGGCGGAGUUGGAGGACGAGGACUGGGAUCACAUUAUUGGCGUCAACCUUACAGGGACCAUGUACUGCCUGCGCGCUCAACUCAGAAAUAUUGAACACGGAGGGUCCAUUGUGAACGUGUCGUCCAUCCACGGUCUAAAAGGCUUUGCGAGACACGCGGCAUAUGAUGCGAGCAAGCACGGCAUCAUAGGGCUAACCAAGGCCGCGGCCCUGGAAAGCGGCGACCGCGAGAUCCGUGUCAACAGCGUCGCGCCCGGAGCAAUCUACACGCCGCUCAUGCAGAAGAAUUGGGACUUCAACAACCGACCCGCCGACGCGCCGUUUGACGAACCCACGGCGUUUCGGCGCCAGGGAACAGCCGAAGAGACGGCCAAAGUCAUUUGCUUUCUGCUUGGUCCGGAGAGCACCUUUGUGAGCGGCAGCGUGUACCAGGUCGACGGUGCGUGGAUGUAA